CAAGAAAAAAGAAAAAAGAAAAAAGAGAAAAAAAUAUCACAGCAGGCCUCAUGUGAGCGCCACCGGCGACUCCCUUUCCUCUCCCUUCGUCCGCCCUGAAGCCCUAACGCGGGAGAGGGACGGAAACCAUAGUAAAGUAGUGAAGGACUUCGAUGUCUUCCCGGCUUCAGAGAUCGAGCAUUUCACCGUUCCGAUCACGGAAGACAGCAUCGGCCCUCGGCUCAAAGCCUGGAAACCGUCCGACGACCCCGUCCACCGGCAGCGUGAGACCCACAACACCGUCGAAUCCUUCUACUAGCCGGCCGACGACGCCGUCGUCGUUAGCAACCUUGGCUGCGCCGGUGCGUGGCCCGAUCACCUCCAGGAUCUUGCCCGUUUCCGGUGCCACUUCUUCAUCCUCGUAUCCGGCUACCGAACGGCCCGAAUUUCAGAAAUCUAAGGAGAAUGUCACGGUUACUGUACGAUUCCGGCCACUCAGCCCGCGGGAGAUCAGCAAAGGGGAUGAGAUAGCAUGGUAUGCUGAUGGCGACUCCAAUGUUCGUAACGAGUAUAAUCCAAGCAUCGCGUAUGGCUUUGAUAGAGUGUUUGGGCCAGCAACAACCACACGCCAUGUUUAUGAUGUGGCUGCACAGCAUAUUGUGAGUGGUGCUAUGGAAGGAAUUAAUGGCACCGUUUUCGCUUAUGGUGUUACCAGUAGUGGAAAGACUCAUACCAUGCAUGGAGAGCAAAAGUCUCCUGGAAUCAUACCAUUAGCUGUGAAGGAUGUAUUCAGCAUCAUUCAAGAGACGCCCGGCAAGGAAUUUCUUCUUCGUGUUUCAUAUCUUGAGAUCUAUAAUGAGGUGAGGCACUUUUUCCAAUGACAGUCUCUGAGCUGUAAAUAGAUCUUCCUCCUAAGUCCAAUUUGUUUACUCAAAAUA
This is a messenger RNA of Dendrobium catenatum, 917 nucleotides long. Its product is annotated as kinesin-like protein KIN-7E, chloroplastic. Gene Ontology annotation, molecular function: microtubule motor activity; microtubule binding; ATP binding. The transcript has 6 exons. Lineage: Eukaryota; Viridiplantae; Streptophyta; Magnoliopsida; Asparagales; Orchidaceae. Gene Ontology annotation, biological process: microtubule-based movement. The record is from RefSeq and is a predicted model, not a curated record. Bases 153 to 860 code for a protein of 235 amino acids.